Nothoprocta perdicaria is the source of this 2491-nucleotide messenger RNA. It is a transcript of the gene BZW1, whose product is annotated as basic leucine zipper and W2 domains 1. NCBI's taxonomy places the organism in Eukaryota, Metazoa, Chordata, Aves, Tinamiformes, Tinamidae. Gene Ontology annotation, molecular function: protein binding. The record is from RefSeq and is a predicted model, not a curated record. Gene Ontology annotation, cellular component: membrane; cytoplasm. The transcript has 12 exons. Bases 103 to 1362 code for a protein of 419 amino acids.
GCGUUGGUCCCGCCCGCAGGGUGCUCGCUCCUCUCCUCUCCGCUCCGCUCCGCUCCGGGCCGCUCGGGCGUUUUCUCUCUGCCUUAAAGUCGGGUGUCUUUUAUGAAUAAUCAAAAGCAGCAGAAGCCAACGCUAUCGGGACAGCGUUUCAAAACCAGGAAGAGAGAUGAAAAAGAGAGGUUUGAGCCUGCUCAGUUCCAGGACUGUAUCAUCCAAGGUUUAAGCGAAACAGGCACUGACUUGGAAGCUGUAGCCAAGUUUCUCGAUGCCUCUGGAGCGAAGCUCGACUAUCGCCGCUAUGCAGAAACACUCUUCGACAUCCUGGUGGCCGGGGGGAUGCUGGCCCCAGGUGGUACCCUGGCAGAUGACAUGAUGCGCACAGAUGUCUGUGUAUUUGCAGCACAGGAAGACCUGGAAACCAUGCAAGCAUUUGCUCAGGUUUUUAACAAGCUCAUCAGGCGCUACAAGUACCUAGAGAAAGGCUUUGAAGACGAAGUCAAAAAGCUGCUGCUGUUCCUGAAAGGUUUCUCAGAGUCUGAGCGGAACAAACUGGCCAUGUUGACGGGAAUCCUGCUGGCCAAUGGGACACUUAAUGCAUCAGUUCUCAACAGUCUUUAUAAUGAGAACUUGGUUAAAGAAGGUGUCUCUGCAGCUUUUGCAGUGAAGCUGUUCAAGUCGUGGAUAAAUGAGAAGGACAUCAAUGCAGUGGCUGUCAGUCUCCGUAAAGUAAACAUGGAUAACAGGCUGAUGGAACUCUUCCCAGCCAACAAGCAAAGUGUGGAACACUUCUCCAAGUACUUCACUGAAGCAGGAUUGAAAGAACUUUCCGAGUAUGUUCGGAACCAGCAAAGCAUAGGCGCUCGGAAGGAGCUGCAGAAGGAGCUUCAGGAGCAGAUGUCACGGGGAGAUCCAUUUAAGGAUAUAAUCUUGUACGUGAAGGAGGAGAUGAAGAAGAACAACAUCUCAGAACAGACCGUCAUAGCCAUAAUCUGGUCAAGCGUCAUGAGCACUGUGGAAUGGAACAAAAAGGAGGAGCUGGUAGCAGAGCAAGCCAUCAAGCACUUGAAGCAAUACAGCCCUCUACUUGCUGCCUUUACUACCCAAGGCCAGUCAGAGCUGACUCUUCUACUGAAGAUUCAGGAGUACUGUUACGACAACAUCCACUUCAUGAAGGCCUUCCAGAAAAUAGUGGUGCUCUUCUACAAAGCUGAAGUUCUGAGCGAAGAACCCAUCCUCAAGUGGUAUAAAGAUGCCCAUCUUGCAAAAGGCAAGAGUGUUUUUCUGGAGCAAAUGAAAAAAUUUGUGGAAUGGCUCAAGAAUGCUGAGGAAGAGUCCGAGUCCGACGCUGAAGAGGGCGACUGACCUGUGUAAUUGUCUUCGGUAAAGCAAACAGGAGCUGUAGAUAAGUGUCAUGUCUCACGUGUCCUUCUGAUUCCUACAUCCUACCUCCCUGUAUCAAGCAUGAUAUAAGGGCUUUCAUGGCAAAUUUAUUUUAACUGUUUUCUAUAGUCACGGAAGUACUGGGUUCAGUUUUUAAAACCAUGUUUUAAGUAGCUUACAGGAGCUAUAGAGUUGAUCCUAACCUACAUUAGUCUUUUCAGUUAUUCUACCUCCUGUAUUUUCUACUGUAAUGAUGUAAUUUAAGGCCUUCCACAAUGAAAUCCAUGUUACCCCCUUGGGUUUUCUAUCUCCAUAUGAGUAGUAGACAUGCUUCAGUAAAUGAGAUUUAUGGCAGUUCUGUUUGCAAAUUAAACUGUUAAGUCUCCAAAGUGAAGAGGCCAUGGCUUUUGUGGUAACUUAGUGUGACACUUUAAUCCCAUUCUGCUUGCUCCAAGUAACCCCAUUCAUAAAUGCGGUGUCCAUCUUCCCUAGCCUCUCUCUGUCAUCUCUGUCCACGCUUCCAGCAUGAAGUAAUCCCGGUGCAGCAUUCCCGGCUGCGUCCGUGCCGCACCUGCCGUGGGGGUGGCCCCACAGUGGGGCAUGAAGAGCGGGGCUCUCUGAGCCGUCACUGCUGGGGCCCAUGUUCCUGGGGGCUGCAGCAGAGCUGGGGUGGCUGCUGCAGGGUGCUGGUAUGUCAGCUGCCCGUGCUGGGGCAGGUACAACCAGCCCUGCAGUGUGACAGCCCUCACCUGCACCGGGAGCUCCCGCCUGGGCGGCUCCCCUUGCUCUCCCUCGGUGAGGACCAGAGCGCCUGCCGGCGGUGGCUGUGCGGCCACCGCAAGGGAAGCGGGACAAAACGCUACAGCCACGGGCAAUUACUUUAUGGUGGCGGUUAGGCUGGUAAUUAGCUACUCAACAAAAUUUUGUCUGAAUUCUUACUAGCAAUUCUCAGGACAGCUCCUGAUUAAAGACAGAUUGAGGGAAGUCUGGGUCAACAGUGCUGCGAGCUAACGAUGAGCAUUACUAGAAACACUCUUGACCAGUGCACUUCUAAAAUGCAAGAACCUUGGUGAUCACAAUGCAAUCUAUUCAAUAUUACCGUGAUCUUCCU